Molecule: messenger RNA, 736 nt
Organism: Ruditapes philippinarum (Manila clam)
Lineage: Eukaryota; Metazoa; Mollusca; Bivalvia; Venerida; Veneridae
Exons: 3
Coding region: 14-463 (149 amino acids)
Source: RefSeq, a predicted model, not a curated record
UAACAUUGAAAAUAUGCGCUCUGACAGAGAAAGAAAAUCUUCAUACUAUUCACAAAGAAGACGUUCUAGAUCUAGGUCUUACUCUAGGUCUAGGCGUCCCAGGUCAAGGUCCAGGUCUAGAUGUACCAGGGACAAGUGCCAUUCCAAUAGGUCUAGAGGUCCUAGUCCCAGGUCGAGAUCUAGAUGUACCAGGGACAAGUGCCAUUCCAAUAGGUCUAGAUGUCCUAGUCCCAGGUCGAGAUCUAGAUGUACCAGGGACAAGUGCCAUUCCAAUAGGUCUAGGACCCCUAGUCCUCAUCGGCCUAGGAAUAUUAGACCUAGUAGUAGUGGUACUAGUUCUUCGGUCAUCAAGAUAGACCGGACAUCAACACCUGCAAGAGAGAAGGUGCCUGUAUUACUAGAUCAGCUCAACGAACCAGAAUUCCCUGAGCUGUUUGGUACACAUGAGCCGCAAGCGUGGUAGGGACGAUGAUACAGAUUGGUACCCUGCUGCAAAACGGCCCGCCAUCCAAGUCAACCCAAGUCAUCCCAACUUUCGGAGGUAUUUUUACUAGUUUGUUAUUUUAGUGUAGUAAUGCUGUAGGGGGUGUAGGGUAGUUAGUUGUUUUUAUCCAAUGAUGUUGUCAAUAACCCUCAAGUUUGUAAUUUCACCAGUUUUCUGAAAUUUUAUCCGUAUAUCCAGUUAUAUUUUGGAGCAAAUACUAAGUUAAAUCAUCGGGAUCAGUUUUUUUUAUCA